Messenger RNA from Perkinsus marinus ATCC 50983, 852 nucleotides. RefSeq lists its product as hypothetical. NCBI's taxonomy places the organism in Eukaryota, Perkinsozoa, Perkinsida, Perkinsidae. The coding region runs from base 1 to 852 and encodes 283 amino acids. The record is from RefSeq and is a predicted model, not a curated record. The transcript has a single exon.
AUGCUAGUAGUGGUGGUCGGAGACAUGCUAGUGGUGAUAGUCGAUGGCAUGCUAGUGGUGAUAGUCGAUGGCAUGCUAGUGGUGGUAGUCGAUGGCAUGCUAGUGGUGAUAGUCGACGGCAUGCUAGUGGUGAUAGUCGAUGGCAUGCUAGUGGUGGUAGUCGAUGGCAUGCUAGUGGUGGUAGUCGAUGGCAUGCUAGUGGUGGUAGUCGAUGGCAUGCUAGUGGUGGUAGUCGAUGACAUGCUAGUGGUGGUAGUCGAUGGCAUGCUAGUGUUGGUAGUCGACGACAUGCUAGUAGAAGUAGUCGACGGCAAGGUUAUAGAGGUAGUCGAAGGCAUACUGGUAGUAGUCGAGGCCAUACUAGUAGUAGUCGAGGCCACGCUAGUAGUAGUCGAGUCCAUGCUGGUAGUAGUCGAGGCUAUGCUAGUAGUAGUUGACGGCGUGCUAGUGAUAGUCGAGGCCAUGCUAGUAGUAGUCGAGGCCAUGCUAGUAGUAGUCGAAGGCAUGCUAGUAGUAGUCGAGGCCAUGCUAGUAGUAGUCGAGUCCAUGCUGGUAGUAGUCGAGGCUAUGCUAGUAGUAGUUGACGGCGUGCUAGUGAUAGUCGAGGCCAUGCUGGUAGUAGUCGUCGAGGCCGUGCUAGUGGUAGUCGAGGCCAUGCUAGUAGUAGUUGACGGCGUGCUAGUGAUAGUUGACGGCGUGCUAGUGAUAGUUGACGGCGUGUUAGUGAUAGUCGAGGGCAUGCUAGUAGUAGUCGAGGCCAUGCUACUGGUGGUCGAGGCCAUGCUAGUAGAAGUAUUCGACGGCAUGCUAGUAGUAGUGGAUGGCAUGCUAGUAGUAGUUGACGGCAAGUAA